Orussus abietinus is the source of this 1597-nucleotide messenger RNA. RefSeq names its product protein rolling stone. The coding region runs from base 166 to 1107 and encodes 313 amino acids. The record is from RefSeq and is a predicted model, not a curated record. The transcript is spliced from 2 exons. Gene Ontology annotation, cellular component: membrane. Lineage: Eukaryota; Metazoa; Arthropoda; Insecta; Hymenoptera; Orussidae.
GAUGCUUGUGUUCAUGUUCAUGAACGAAAUGCUACAGAGUUCGGGGCUUCCACGCGGGCUGGUGAUCGACAUUAUUGCCAUCUCCGGGCAUACCGAAGCCUUGCACGUUUGUAAUGUCGGCCUCGGAUAGUAUUUUCGUUGACUAGCCAACCCGUCGGCUUCGAGAUGGUGCUCUUGACGUUACAUGGACCGUCGUCCUUGCGGAACCUGCUGGAACUCGUCGGAAAAUGUUGCACGCGACGACGAGCGAUGGUCAACAGGCUCUGCUGGAGGGAAUUGGCACGCAGAUGGGUUCGCUCCAAGUCGGAACCUCCUCACGCUCGUGUGUUCUCCGAGCCGAAAUUCCAAAACAAUGUAUCGAUGUGGUAUUUGUUGUAUCGAUGGAUAGUAUCCAUUGUUUGGAUAUCCAUAACUAUUUGCUCAAUUUUGGAGCUCGGCAGUUACACUCCCAGAGGUGAUCGAUACAAGUGGGGCAUCUAUUUGACCAAUUGGGGUUUAAGUAUAUGUACAGUGCAAUCGUUGUUUAGUUUGUACUUGGUAACGAAAAGGUGGCGACGACAACGAGUGGCAGGUUUUGAUCCACAGUUAAUGAAAUUAUCCUUAGUUAUAAAGACAUAUUGGUAUCUAGUCACCGUCUCAUCCAACUUAGCUAUUAGUAUAUCGAUAGUGUAUUGGGGAGCGGUUUACAAUCCAAAGGAGAAUAGAAACGACCCGCUCAACAUAUCUACGCAUGUGUUUAAUUCUAUUUUCAUGAUCAUGGAUGUCUGUAUUACUAAUAUCCCCUUGAAUUUCAAGUAUUUUUGGUGGGCCACUAUCGUUGAGAUACUGUAUGCAUUUUUCACAGUAAUUUAUCACCUGGCUGGAGGUCACAACAAUUUAGGUAAACCAUAUAUAUACUCGAUCAUUAAUUGGACGAAUCCACAGGUAACGUUGCUAUGGAUUGUCAGUACGAUGAUCAUGUCAAUGAUCGUACACUGCCUACUAUGUUGCCUAACUAGGAUCAGGGAUAGAUUAUUUUUCAAUAUCGAUAGGCGUUUGGAAAGAACAUUUCCUGUUUCUAACGACCAUCCGUCCUCCCUCGUGAAAAACAUAGGAAAUAUUGUAUAAAUGAUUGUAUUUUUGCACUUAAUGCCUUUGGAAGUUCCUAUGAUUAAGUGCUCACUUUUUUUUUAUAGCAUCUGUUGCAUAACUGCUCAAAUCAUAUAAAACAAUUAUAGGCUGUUGUCAGUAUUUGCGAUAUAAUUCCUAGGACAAGUAUUGUAUAAGCGCUAAUUUCUACGAUUACGUUAUCCAACUGCAAUUUUCAUUUUCUCAAAUACCAUAGUAUAGCUUAUGUAGAAGUCAUCCAUUUUGUUGUUAACUGUAUCGUACAAUAUUACCUUAAAAGGUCAAACUUUUAUACGAAAAUAUACCAAAGUUCAUUAAUAAAACUAUUGUCCAUAACCAUAUCAGAAUUAUUAUUCAUGUAAUCUUCAAUUACAAUUGAAAAGCAGCUACGGAGUUAUGAAAAACGAUGGCACAUUUUCGGAAACGCAUUUGCGAACUGUUUCUAAGAAUAUUCAUUACGAGGUAGAAUUUCCAAAAAUAAAAUUCCCAU